AUGUGGUACGAUGGCGUCGAGCGUCCGCUGACGAGCGGAAGCAAGAUCUGCCCCGUUGCCCGUGCGGGCUCUUUGGGGACGCCUUGCUGCUGGGGGUGGAAUUGGGACCCAGGCUGCGCAGCGCGGGACCUACUUAGGGCGUGUGGGAGCUCCGCGGAGGAGGUUUGGAGCUUUGGAGCUGAUUUCCGUUGUGUUGUGCGCUGCGUGCAGAUUCCUGUGCUGUUGGGUUUCCGCAACGAGGGCGGCGAGGCGGUCAACGUGAGCGCAAUCAUGGGUUCGUUGAACAGCGCUGCGGACUUUCGGGUGCACUACCAGAACUUCAGCAUGCAGCCUCUGGGUGUCACUGUGCCGCCAAACGUGGAGCUGACGAUGGAGUACCUGUUCCGUCCUGACCCUGCCCUGCCACCCAUGGAGUUUAGAGUGGCCAUAACAGCUUUCUACUCCAAUGUGGCUGGCAACGAAUGGCACAGCUCCACUUUCUUCAAUGAGACUAUUGAGAUCGUCGAUCCUGAGAAGUUGUUUGACACUGAGGUGUUGUUCAUGUAUGCCACCCUUAUCUGCAUCUUUGCGCUGAUAGUCUUUGGGAUCGUGAGGUGGGCCGCAAACCUCAGCAUCUUCAAGAAGGCUGCAGCCACCAAAAAGACGAAGGCGGUAAACACCGCCACAGGCGACGAUGACUGGCUGAAGGGAACGCCUGCCAGUAAGGUGAUGAAGAGCAGGAAGGCUGACAAAAAGGCAGAUUGA
Ostreobium quekettii is the source of this 744-nucleotide messenger RNA. NCBI's taxonomy places the organism in Eukaryota, Viridiplantae, Chlorophyta, Ulvophyceae, Bryopsidales, Ostreobiaceae. The record is from the annotation of a GenBank genome assembly.